This is a messenger RNA of Zea mays, 1173 nucleotides long. Its product is annotated as aquaporin PIP2-6-like. Gene Ontology annotation, cellular component: membrane. Bases 52 to 912 code for a protein of 286 amino acids. Gene Ontology annotation, molecular function: channel activity. Gene Ontology annotation, biological process: transmembrane transport. The record is from RefSeq and is a predicted model, not a curated record. The transcript has 3 exons. Lineage: Eukaryota; Viridiplantae; Streptophyta; Magnoliopsida; Poales; Poaceae.
UCAAAGCUUCUCAAUUAACCACUCUUGCUUACCUGCAAGCAGCUCAGUCAGAUGGGCAAGGAGGUGGACGUGUCCACUCUGGAGGCCGGCGGCGUCCGCGACUAUGCGGACCCUCCGCCGGCACCGUUGAUUGACGUCGACGAGCUCGGCAAGUGGUCCCUGUACCGCGCCGUGAUCGCGGAGUUCGUGGCGACGCUGCUGUUCCUGUACAUCACCGUGGCCACCGUGAUCGGGUACAAGCACCAGACGGACGCGUCGGCGUCGGGCCCCGGCGCGGCGUGCGGCGGCGUGGGCGUCCUCGGCAUCGCGUGGGCGUUCGGCGGCAUGAUCUUCAUCCUCGUCUACUGCACCGCCGGCAUCUCCGGCGGCCACAUCAACCCGGCCGUCACCUUCGGCCUCUUCCUGGCGCGGAAGGUGUCCCUGGUGCGCGCGCUGCUGUACAUGGCCGCGCAGAGCCUCGGCGCCAUCUGCGGCGUCGCGCUCGUCAAGGGGUUCCAGAGCGGACUCUACGCGCGCUACGGCGGCGGCGCCAACGAGGUCAGUGCCGGGUACUCCACCGGCACGGAGCUCGCCGCCGAGAUCGUCGGCACCUUCGUGCUCGUGUACACCGUCUUCUCCGCCACCGACCCCAAGCGCAACGCCCGCGACUCCCACGUCCCGGUGUUGGCGCCGCUUCCGAUUGGAUUCGCUGUGUUCAUGGUGCACCUGGCGACGAUCCCGAUCACCGGCACGGGAAUCAACCCGGCGAGGAGCCUCGGCGCCGCCGUCGUGUACAACAACAGCAAGGCCUGGAGCGACCAGUGGAUCUUCUGGGUAGGCCCGUUCAUCGGCGCGGCGAUCGCAGCGCUAUACCACCAGAUCGUCCUCCGCGCCAGCGCCAGGGGGUACGGCUCCUUCCGGAGCAACGCUUAGGCUCACCUCGCCUUGGUCAACAUCCACACGGCCAGCCAGACCACGACUGAGCGCUCCCUGCCGGAGUUUAAGUUGAACGGAAAGGGUGAGCACCGGCGUGGUUAAUGCAGUAUUAGUAGCUUUCAGUCAGGUGAAGAGUUGUAGCACUGCCAGCAACGGCAGCUAGCGCAAGUGUUUGUGUUGCGCGCGCGCUGUGGAAAAGUGUGCCGUCGUCACCGUCCGUGUAUCUUGUUGUGUUGCAGUUAAUUUAAUAAUUUAAUA